Messenger RNA from Drosophila grimshawi, 1458 nucleotides. Its product is annotated as kinectin. The record is from RefSeq and is a predicted model, not a curated record. The transcript has 5 exons. Lineage: Eukaryota; Metazoa; Arthropoda; Insecta; Diptera; Drosophilidae. Bases 88 to 1356 code for a protein of 422 amino acids.
AAAUUUACUUGAUGUACAAAAAAACGCAGUUUGUAGUUUGAUUUUCUUUAUUUUAUUUUUAUUUUGUUGUAAAAAAAACCCUUUAGAAUGACUGAGGAGGCCAAAAGCUAUGCGUUAACCAGCUCUGGUGCUGGGGACGUGGCUAGCUGUGUGGAGCGUUUGGUGCAGGAGACUAGCGAGGAUCUGAGGAAGUGUCGCGUGGAGCAGUCGCAGCUCCGGUCGCAAAUCACCGAAGUCAUAAAUGAGAAUCAACAUCUAACCGGCGAACUGGGCAAAUACAAACAGACCAUGAGCAAUGAGGAUUUAAAACAGCGUCUGCUCCUGACCAGCGAUGCUCUAGCGAAUGCAAUUUCCCAAAUAGAUGUAUUGCAAAAGGAACGACGUAGUUUCCAAGCGAUGCAGGGAUGCGCACAAAGGACUAUCAAGAACAUGGAGACGGAACUGCAGACAUAUCGGUCACAAAUGCCUCUAGAUAGUCACGAGCAGAUGACUGAAAAGCAUAACAAAAUAGUGAAAAUGCUGGAGGCCAAGUUGACCAAACAGCAGGAAGCGAUGCGCUCGCAAUCGGAUCUUAUCAGGUCUCUCCACGAGAAUAAGAAGCGCUAUGCCGAUCAGAUUGAACAAUUACAGGCCAAGCUGAAGGCACGUUAUGCAGCCGCUCACGAAGAUAGCGAGUCCAAGAUUACGUAUCUACAGCAGCAACUAAAAGAGAGCAUUAAGCGUGAAAUGGAGGCGAUGCGUAAGGUUCAGGAGUCGCUGGGUAUCAGCGAGGCAGCCGUGCUCGAGAAGGAGGGUGCUGAAAAACGUGCGGCAGCAUACAAAGAGGAGACCAAAACACUGGCGGUCAACAUUGGCAGCAUCAUGGAGGAAGCUGUUAAACGUGUAGACAAUGAAGUGGCUCAACUCAGGGACAAACUGACCGAAAAGGAUAAAACUAUAGCGUCGCUGCGUGACAAGCUCAAAACUGAAGCUGUCGAUCACAAGACAACAACGCAAACACUCGAAAGUCGCUACAAUUGUCUUAAAUCAAAAUACAAAGAGACGCUUAAGCAGAAUGAGAAACUCGAGAUGCAUGUGGAAGACUGCAAGAAGCGUCUUAUGGAGCUGGAGCAGUGUGCCUACAAUGAUGAAGCAAAUAGUUUGAAAAUCAAAAAGGAUUACGAGACGCAAAUGGAGAACUAUCUGCAUAAAUACAAAGAUUUGAAAGCACACUACAAAGACGUUUUAGAUGAUCUGACUACGAAAUUCGAGUGUGCCUAUGAGAAUGUUAACAAGGAGAAGUGCGAGCUGCAGGCCGAAAAUGAGAUGCUGAGAUCAGCCGGCGUUGAAGGCGACGGCACAGAUAAGUGUAUAUAACGUAUAUAUAUAUAUAUAUAUUUUAAAGUUGCUAGAUAUAUAUGUGUACAUAUCUGUUAAAGUUUUGGGUGUCUAUAAUAAAUACAUGUACAAUAAAAACAA